UUGUGAUAUUACUUGAAUUUUGAUUGGUACCAGCUGGGGCCGGUAACAACAACACCCCCCACUCUUGUCCUUUUAUAUUUUUUUAUCUGGGCAGCAUUACAAAUCCCCAAUUUUCAAACUCACUACUUACCUUUAAUCAAAAACUCAGUUCCGAGUUCAGACCACGAUUUUUAUUUUCUCAUCUCCCUCCAUUCAAACCCAGCCAACUAAAGGCUACUCCUCUGCAACAAAACACAUUUUCAAAAAAAAAUGGCUGAGAGUGCAGUGAUCCAUCUACUAGCCAACUUCGCACCCUUCCUCCAACAAGAGGCCAAUUUGUUGACUGGAGUUCGAGAAGAGAUCCAAUACAUCAAAGAUGAAUUCGAUCGCAUGACAGCUUUCCUCAGAGUUGCCGAUGCUAUGGAAGAGAACAACCCCGAACUCAAAGUAUGGGUCAAGCAAGUCCGAGAAGCUGCGUACGACAUUGGAGAUGUUCUCGAGUUGUACAUGCUUCGCCUCGGGCAUCGUCAUGGCGCUGGAUUUCGCGGUUUUCUUGGUAAGGUUUCUUGCUUUAUUAAGACUUUAAAAGCUCGUCACCAAAUUGCUUCUGAAGUUCAAAGAAUGAAAUCCAGAGUCAUCGAUAUUUCGAAGGGACAUCAGAGGUACCAUGAUAGAUAUGGUAUGUUAGAGCAAGGCUCAAGCUCAAGGUCCACUGGUCCUAACACAGCAUGCCAUGAUUAUCGUGGCGAUGCCCUUCUACUCGAUGAAUCUGAGCUUGUGGGCAUCGACAAGCCCAAAUCGCAACUAAUUAGGUGGUUGGUGCAUGAAGACCCCAGACUCAAGGUGUUUUCCGUAUCAGGAAUGGGCGGAUUGGGCAAAACAACACUGGUUAAAAAGGUCUUUGAUGAUGCAGUUGUGAAGAAUCAUUUCCAGAGCCAUGUUUGGAUCACUGUUUCUGAAUCCUUCAAGAUUGAGGUGCUCCUAAAAGGCAUCAUCAAACAACUUUUUGACGAAAUCAAGCAACCAGUCCCACAAGGGAUGGACAACAUGGAUACCAACAGCUUGAAAGGGAUAAUUAAUGCUUUCCUGCAACAAAAGAGGAAAACAUUUGUGGAGAAUUCUUGCCCUUCACAUUUGGAAGGACUUUCAAGAGCCAUCUUGAAUAGAUGCGAGGGAUUGCCGCUUGCACUUGUGGCAAUUAGUGGCCUUCUAUCAACAAAAAAUAAGAGCAGUGUGGAUGAGUGGGAUAAGAUCUACCGCAGCCUUGGUGCAGAACUACAAGCAAAUGACAAACUCCUAAGCAUGAACAAAAUAUUGUCACUCAGUUACAUAGAUUUACCUUAUUAUCUGAAGUUCUGCUUUCUCUAUCUAAGUGUUUUUCCAGAGGAUUGUUUCAUUGACCAUUGGAGAUUGAUUCGAUUAUGGGUGGCAGAAGGAUUUGUAGAAAUGAAAGUAGGAAUGACGAAAGAAGAAGUUGCCGAGGGCUACCUCAAUGAGCUAAUCAAUAGAAGCUUGGUUCAAGUGGCAGAGAGGAGAAGAGAUACAAGGGUUGCAACCUAUCGCAUCCAUGACCUUUGGCGUGAAAUUAUUGUUUCGAAGUCGGGAGAGCAAAACAUUGUGACACUAGCCGGUGAACAAAGCAGAGCGUGGCCCGAAAAGGUGCGGCGCCUAUCAAUCAACAAUCAUUGGGAAUAUACACAACAAAGCAAGCGUUUCACUCGACUUCGUUCUUUGCUUAUGUUCAAUGCAACAGAUUCACUGUCCAAGUUGUCCAUUCUCGCAUCGUCAAAUGAUGGUCUACGGCUGCUAACCGUUCUAGACUUGAGAGGUGCCUUGUUGGAGACAUUCCCAAAUGAAGUUUUGAAACUACUUCAACUCAGGUAUUUAAGUUUGAGGGAAACCAAGGUAAAAAUAAUACCAAAGUCAAUUGGAAAGCUCCAAAACCUGGAAACAUUGGACCUUAAACAAACGUAUGUCACUGAGUUGCCUGAUGAUAUCCUGAAGCUCCAACGACUGCGCCAUAUCUUGUUGUAUCGCUACAUAAUAGAUGGUGUUCCUUCAUAUCCUUUUGAAUACCAAUGCGGAUUCAAAGCCCCGACGAAAAUAGGAAGUUUGUCAUCCUUACAGAAACUUUGUUCUAUUGAAACAAACCAUGAUAAUGGGACCAUUUUGCUAGGAGAGGUAGGGAAGUUGACUCAACUGAGGAAAUUACAGAUUGGAGGCCUGAGAAAUGAAGAUGGGAGGGUGUUAUGCUCGUCCCUUGAGAAGCUUAGUAACCUUCGCUCAUUGAUUGUUCGUGCAACAGAAGAAGACGAGAUCAUUGAUCUAGAUUCUCUUUCUUCACCACCUCAACUUCUUCGAAUGCUCAGCCUAUGA
Molecule: messenger RNA, 2355 nt
Organism: Camellia sinensis
Lineage: Eukaryota; Viridiplantae; Streptophyta; Magnoliopsida; Ericales; Theaceae
Source: RefSeq, a predicted model, not a curated record